AUGAAGCGAUUUUGGAAAUCCUCAAUGCUCUCUCUUAUGCUUCCCUUUUCAUUUACCGACGUGAAGGCGGCUUGUGCGCCUACUACCACUAGUCUCUUUUUGUCUCAACACAAUUAUAUCUGUGAUCUUUUGAGCAAGGCCCACAUGGAUGAUGCAAAGGAAGUCAGAACACACAUGACCACAUCCAAUUCUCUCGUGCUUCAUGAUGGUUCUCCCACUAACGCCACUAAGUAUCGCCAACUAGUUGGUGGUCUUCCAAGGAAGAACCCAUGA
Prunus armeniaca (apricot) is the source of this 273-nucleotide messenger RNA. NCBI's taxonomy places the organism in Eukaryota, Viridiplantae, Streptophyta, Magnoliopsida, Rosales, Rosaceae. The record is from the annotation of a GenBank genome assembly.